Messenger RNA from Drosophila willistoni, 577 nucleotides. RefSeq names its product 39S ribosomal protein L23, mitochondrial (gene mRpL23). Gene Ontology annotation, biological process: mitochondrial translation. Gene Ontology annotation, cellular component: ribosome; mitochondrial large ribosomal subunit. The record is from RefSeq and is a predicted model, not a curated record. NCBI's taxonomy places the organism in Eukaryota, Metazoa, Arthropoda, Insecta, Diptera, Drosophilidae. The transcript has 2 exons. Bases 79 to 531 code for a protein of 150 amino acids. Gene Ontology annotation, molecular function: structural constituent of ribosome.
UUUUGUAUGUUAUUUACCAAUUUGAAAUAUAUUUUCCAUUAUUUUGAAUUAAAAGCUAACAGUGGAAACAAUUAAACAAUGUCAACGCGCUGGUACCCCAUCUAUCAACGCGGAAAUCCACAGUUGCGUGUCUUUCUGCCCAAUUUUUGGAUGAAACUAGUGCGUCCUCAGGAGGAGCAGCCGGCCAAUGUGGUUACCUUUGCCGUAUCCACGGAGAUGACCAAACACGAUGUAAAAAACUAUUUGGAGAAGAUCUAUAAGUUGCCCGUGGUGGAGGUGCGUACCAGAAUAGCUCUGGGCGAAACUAAAAGGGAUCAAACCUAUGGCUAUGUGACGAAAAAAGAUGAUGUCAAAUAUGCUUAUGUAACAAUGCCAAAAACUGAAUCGUUUACCUUUCCCGAUUUGUUUUCCAAUCGGGCUGAGAAUCAGGAAAAGGAGGGCAAAUCUCUAGAUGAGUCCAAAGAUGGUUUUCGCAAAUUUCUCGAUCGCAAUAAGAAACGUCCUGGCACACCAGGAUGGUAUUCCAUUUAGUUUAAGUUAAGUUAAUUAAACGUUUGUUAACAGUUUGAAAAAACUA